This is a messenger RNA of Glycine soja, 1474 nucleotides long. Its product is annotated as S-type anion channel SLAH3-like. Gene Ontology annotation, molecular function: voltage-gated monoatomic anion channel activity. Lineage: Eukaryota; Viridiplantae; Streptophyta; Magnoliopsida; Fabales; Fabaceae. The annotation marks the transcript as partial. Gene Ontology annotation, biological process: transmembrane transport; intracellular monoatomic ion homeostasis. The transcript is spliced from 4 exons. Gene Ontology annotation, cellular component: membrane. The record is from RefSeq and is a predicted model, not a curated record.
AUUCUAAUUUUGUUCAUAUUCAAAUUCUAUAGUUUUGUUCAUAUUCAAGUUCUAUCUUUUUGCUCAUCAACUAACAAAGCGUGUCCAAGCUUUCUACAACCAGUCCUCUGGCAGAUAAGAGAAAAAGGCUUUAAGGCUUCAGAAGAGACGGUGCUUCCACAGGACAGGCAAUGGCCAUUUAUUCUUCGGUUCCCUAUUUCAUCUUUUGGUAUUUGCCUUGGAGUUGGCAGCCAAACAAUUCUAUGGAAAGCAAUUGCCACAUCUCCUUCCACUAAGUUUCUUAACAUAAGCCUCAAAAUCAACUUAAUAUUCUGGUUCAUAUCCAUUGCUCUUAUUAUCGCAGUUUUCACCACCUAUCUUCUGAAAAUCAUCCUCUACUUUGAAGCAACUCUUCGUGAGUACUACCAUCCAAUCCGUGUUAACUACUUCUUUGCACCAUGGAUAGCUCUCUUGUUCUUGGCCCAAGGGGUUCCACCAUCAGUGAUCAAAGACUUGCCCAAUGCUCUUUGGUACAUUCUAAUGACACCAAUAUUGUGUCUUGAACUUAAGAUCUAUGGACAGUGGAUGUCUGGGGGCUCAAGGAGGCUCUCAAAGGUGGCCAAUCCUACAAACUAUUUAUCAGUUGUUGGAAAUUUUGUGAGGGCAUUACUUGGGGCUUCUAUGGGCCUCAAAGAAGGGCCCAUUUUCUUCUUUGCUAUUGGGCUGGCCCACUACGUAGUCGUGUUCAUAACUCUCUACCAGAGACUUCCAACAAAUGAGACCCUCCCAAAAGACCUCCAUCCUGUGUUCUUUAUGUUUGUUGCACCACCUAUUGUUGCUUCCAUGGCAUGGGCAACCAUUCAGGGUUCUUUUGAUUAUGGGUCACGGAUUGCCUAUUUCAUUGGCCUCUUCCUUUAUUUGUCGUUGGCAGUCCGGAUCAAUUUUUUCAGAGGAUUCACUGCAGCAUCUGCAACAGUAAGAUACGCAAAUGAGGUGACAAAUACAGUUACAAAGACGCUGUGUGUUAUACUGAGUCUCGUCUCCACACUCAUAGUAGCAGUAAUGCUUGUAUCAACUAUAUUGCAUGCCUUCGUCUUCAAAGACCUCUUCCCCAAUGACCAUGCCAUUGCCAUAAGUCAUAGAAAGAGAAGGCCAGAAAAGAAGUGGCUAGGUCUUGGAAACAGAAGCCAUGACUCCGUAGAGAUUGAAAAUUACUUGAAGUUUGUGAACUCAUCGGAUAAAAUUGAUUUAGAAGCUUCUACUACCUCACUACCAAAUGGCACAGAGGAUUCACCAUAAUCUAUCAGAGGAUAAUUGUUAUAUAUUAUAGUAAUGUGUCUUUCAAAAGACAGAAGAAUGUUAUGAGUUGCUUGCCUAAUUAAUAAUCAUUCAUUAAGCAUAAACAGAAGUAGCAGUUUUUACUGUAACUCCGGUGACCAUGUAUUUGUAGAACUAGCAGGUAUCUGUACAAUUGCACGGAUCGCAUUGAUUUUCA